This is a messenger RNA of Sphaeramia orbicularis (orbiculate cardinalfish), 1972 nucleotides long. RefSeq names its product cathepsin S, ortholog 1 (gene ctss1). NCBI's taxonomy places the organism in Eukaryota, Metazoa, Chordata, Actinopteri, Kurtiformes, Apogonidae. The transcript has 8 exons. The record is from RefSeq and is a predicted model, not a curated record. Gene Ontology annotation, biological process: proteolysis. Gene Ontology annotation, molecular function: cysteine-type peptidase activity. Bases 139 to 1134 code for a protein of 331 amino acids.
AGAGCAGCGAGCACAUACUGUCAAAAACAGUCCAACGGCCACAGUGUGUGUGAGGAAACCACGCUUCCUCUGCUGGACUGAAGGCUGUUCAGACCAGUAGGCUGUGUUCCCCAGGGCGCAAGUAUUUCAACAAAAAGGAUGGCUCUUCUGUGUGCAGUUUUCCUUCCAGCCUUUCUUCUCUGUUCUGGCUGGUCUUCACCUGCCUUAGAUAAAGUCUGGGAGGAGUGGACCAUCAAACAGGGCAAGGAUUACAAAAACCAGACUGAGAUCACGUUCAGAAGAGAAGUCUGGGAGAAGAACCUGCAGCUGGUGUCGACACAUAACCAGGAAGCAUCAGCAGGAAAACACAGCUUCACCCUGGAACUGAACCACCUGGCUGAUAUGACGGCAGAUGAAGUUAACGAGAAGCUGAGUGGCUUGGAGAAGGAGGAGCUGGAUCAGUUCAGAAAUGACACUUUUAAGGAAACCAGCGGCAUACAAAUGCCUCUGAGCGUUGACUGGAGGGAGAAAGGCCUGGUCAGUCCAGUCCAAAACCAAGGCAUGUGUGGGUCCUGCUGGGCCUUCAGCUCUCUGGGGGCUCUUGAGGGCCAGAUGAGCAGACGAACAGGCGUCCUUAUUCCUUUGAGUCCUCAGAAUCUGGUGGACUGUAGCACAAGUGAUGGAAACCAUGGCUGCAGAGGCGGAUACAUCACAAAGUCCUACAACUACAUCAUCCGCAACAGAGGCGUUGACUCAGAGAGCUUCUAUCCCUACGAACAUCAGAAUGGGAAAUGUCGCUACUCUGUCAAAGGAAAGGCUGGAUACUGCUUGAAUUUCCGUAUCCUCCCCCGUGGUGUUGAGAAGACUCUGCAGGAAGUGGUGGCCACAGUCGGUCCUGUAGCUGUGGCGGUCAACGCCAUGCUGCCAUCUUUUCAUCUGUACAGAGGAGGUCUGUACAACGUCCCCAACUGUAACCCAAGCUUAAUAAAUCAUGCUGUUCUUGUUGUGGGCUAUGGCACCUACAAAGGACAGGACUUCUGGCUCGUAAAAAACAGCUGGGGGACAACAUGGGGAGAGGAAGGUUUCAUUCGAAUUGCCAGGAACAAGAAUAACCUUUGUGGCAUUGCCACCUUUGCUGUUUAUCCUACACUGUAAAAACAUCCUACAGUCACCUGAUGCAUGUGAAUGUCACUGUCACCUCCGACAGAAGUACCUUUGUUCAUUUUCACUGUUACUAUGGGAACAACACUUUUCCAGCUUUGUACCUUUAGACAUGUUUCUGUCACUCAAACUUUAAGGGUCAUAUACUAGAUUUGAUAUUAGUGUUUAUGUGUGUUCAUAGUUAAAGGUUCAUAGAGACAUAUGAAAUAUAAUUUAUGUGCUGGAGUUAGUAUUUUGUGUUAAAACACUGUAAAUAAAUAUAAGUUGUUCACUUGUUCAAUUAGACCUAACUUAAGAAGAGUCUGAACAUACAAAGUCAAUCACAGAUGGUCAGUUGGGAACAUUUUUCGAAAUCUGGGGAUUUGAUUAGGUUUUAGAUGCAGCCAUGUUCUUUAAAUCACACCAUAUCACCAAGCCCCACAAGUCCCAAAAGAUAUAUUUACGUCUUGUUUGCACAACUUAUCUUGUGGAAACUUCACACGUUUUCUUGUGGAUUGGGACCUUUGACCGUGUGUUUGUACCUUGAGCUAAUAAUAGGGUGACCAUAUCUUAAAUUUCAAAAAAAGAGAACACUCGGCUCCACCUUCAGAUACUUGAUCAUACUCCAUGUAAGCACCGUAGUAUUCGUGCCUAUAACCUUGGUGAAAAUAUUUCAGUGAGACAGGCUGCUUGAAAUGAUUUUAUUAUUCUAGCUGUGGAAGUGUCAUAGAAGCUGCUGUGCAUGUGCUUGUGUCCUUUUAUUCAGGACUACUUCUACUUUCAAGAUCUGGCAAGAUCAGGUUUUGUGUUACUGUGUUUUAGGUGUCAUAACAGUGUGUAAAAAUAGAAAAAA